Messenger RNA from Podarcis raffonei (Aeolian wall lizard), 8846 nucleotides. It is a transcript of the gene TULP4, whose product is annotated as TUB like protein 4. NCBI's taxonomy places the organism in Eukaryota, Metazoa, Chordata, Lepidosauria, Squamata, Lacertidae. Gene Ontology annotation, molecular function: protein binding. The record is from RefSeq and is a predicted model, not a curated record. The transcript is spliced from 15 exons. Bases 2286 to 7073 code for a protein of 1595 amino acids.
AGCUGCUAUGUGGACACUGGAUCUCUCUCUUUUCUUUCUUUCUUCUUCUCUCUCCCCCCCCCCUCCAAUUGCAUUCCGUCCUGGCGGUAUGAUUCUCCCUUCCCCGCGGGAGGAGGAUGCAGGAUCUCUGUGUAUGGGCGGGAGAACCUCGCCAGGGCUGAUGUUGGUGCCUAUAAAAUCCUGCCCAUCUCCCCUCCAUGUCAGAUCAGAUGCUCCGGCUGCUUGUGAAUGUUGAGAAUUGGAAGCACCCAAGGAGUCCCAACUCAAAUAAGUGACAGAUGGCUUGCUAGACUGCCAUAGCCAAACUGCGGCACCAGAUGCAUCCCAAAUUGCCAAGUUGAGGGAGUGCCUGUACAUACUGUAUGUAUGCAUAUACAUACACACACACAUAUAUACAAACAUAUUUCUGCAAACCCACAGACUGGCAAUUGCAUACUUUGGAGAGUUUUUGCCAUGGAUGAAAAUUAAUUCAAGCACCAGAUGGAGCGACCUGACAGCACAAAGACCAAAAUCCCAUGGAAUGCCAUCUGCUACUAGUGGUCAGUUUGCCAUACGGUCUGUGGCAAGUGGGGAAAAAACCCUUCCAAGAAGCAGCAUAAGAAAAACACCCUCUGCACAGAGCAAAUUACACAAAUACCUCUAUGAAAUAAAUAAAACAGUCUGAGUGGAGGGGAGAUUGAUAUUGGCAUCCCUGAAAGCGGAAUAAUGCGCAAAUCUCUGGUGCUUUUCUGCACUGGACUCUGAUCGAUGCAGUGGGGUUUUCAUAUGUCCGCCUGUUAAGUUGUGACAAGUAAUCAUGUGCUGAUGACUGGAAGCAGGCAAGUUUAGGAGCAGUGGGACAGAUCUAGGGAUUGAGCUUCACAGACUUUAUCAUCCUGUAUUGAGUUUUGCAGCUCAGUUUGCUGCUUUUUCUUCUCCUGAUUACUGUUAAUGCAGUUCUUAUUUGGGUUCCUUGUAUCAUGGUACAAAUAUUUGAUAAUAAAUAUUACUCAAAGCAUUUGGAACACUUUUUAAACGCAUUCUACAGCUGCAAAUGUGUUAAAAUUAUGAAUCUGCACUCUGGAGAAAUAUCAAUAAGGAAGGAACCUAUUGGAUGUGCAGAGGAGGCAUGAUGGGAAACCGUAGAAGGAAAGGGAAGUUGGAUUUUCUGUGCGGCUCCCCAGACUAUUUCUAAUUGGCCUUCUUGAAUCCAUCAGGAUCUGCAAAUAAUCGCUUACUUGAUGUGCUUUCAGCUCUGGCACUUCUUUUAACAAGAGGAUGAAAAGCGAGUCCUACAAUUCUCUCCUAGUGGAAAAAAGGGGAAAGACAAAGGCAUAAAAUAAAAUAAAAACAGCCCAAACUAUUGGAGUUUACAUGAGGUGAAUGUCUUUGUUUGAGAAGCUUAAAAGGUUCAGAGUGUUUAAGGAACAACAAGAACACAACGACAGCUAAGUGCAAAGGGGCUUUUCUUUUCAUGCCUGCAUGGGGCUGUGAGUUGUGAGGAAGCAGGCAAGGCAGUGUGAUAAACAGGGACUCCAUUGGAGGUGGUGGGGAAGCCGCAAAGGAAAUGGGGCAGCCUUUGGAUUGCAGAGACUGCUGGGUUGAACAGUGAGCAGUUGAGUUCAGAAAGGGCUUUCCCACCUGACUUGGCACAUUGGUAACUGCCCAGAACUCUGGUGUUCGGUCUCGCACGGUCUGUGUGCCUUUCCCCCCACCCCUUUAUGCAAUCUAUUUCAGCUUUAGCAGCGGAAAUUUCAUCUGACGGGGAAGAUCUGCCAGAGGGUGGCUUUGAGGAAAGAUGAAUGUCCGAUAUUUAUGAACGUGUGAAAAUCCAACUGAAGGAAAUCUUUUUAAAGCCUUAAGUUACUUGAAACCCACACAUCUGCAAACCUUUGUCUCUGGAAUCGCAUCAUGCUAUACUGGAAAUCUCAGGCUGUACGAUGAUUAUAUCCAAUUGAGCAAAAAGACGGCUUGCCGUUUCCUUGAACGCCUCUUCUGCAGUAGCUGUUUCUCCAAAGGAUAAGUGUACCCUCACUCCAAUGACUCCAAAUCAAAAUGAACCUGGUUUUGUUUUGGUUUUUUUAAGCAUUACGUUUUCUUAGCCGACUGUCGUCAUCUUUUAUAGAGAAAUUUUUCACUAUGCAUUUGGUGGAUAUUUAUAAAAACUGACCUUCUCUCUCCUCCCCACUUCGUAUUCUGAUCUGUCGAAACUCUUGAACUUAUCAAUAAAACAGAAGCGUCAGAUUUACAUUUUCUGCACUAGACAUAGUACUUUCUUAUGCCAAAAGGGAAAUAUAUAGCAAAGCAUGUAUGCCGCAGUGGAACAUGGGCCUGUUCUCUGUAGUGAUUCCAACAUCCUCUGCCUCUCUUGGAAAGGCAGGGUUCCUAAAAGUGAGAAGGAGAAGCCUGUCUGCCGCAGGCGAUAUUAUGAGGAAGGCUGGCUGGCGACGGGCAAUGGCAGAGGAGUUGUGGGUGUUACGUUCACCUCCAGCCAUUGUAGAAGAGACCGGAACACUCCGCAACGCAUCAACUUCAAUUUAAGGGGCCACAACAGUGAGGUGGUACUGGUAAGAUGGAACGAACCAUUCCAGAAGCUUGCAACUUGUGAUGCAGACGGUGGAAUAUUUGUUUGGAUUCAGUAUGAAGGCAGAUGGUCUGUGGAACUUGUGAAUGACCGUGGGGCACAGGUGAGUGACUUUACAUGGAGCCAUGAUGGAACACAAGCACUGAUCUCCUAUAGAGAUGGGUUUGUGCUAGUUGGAUCAGUCAGUGGACAGAGACAUUGGUCUUCAGAGAUUAACCUGGAGAGUCAGAUCACCUGUGGCAUAUGGACUCCUGAUGAUCUACAGGUCCUCUUUGGCACUGCUGAUGGCCAGGUUAUUGUCAUGGAUUGCCAUGGCCGAAUGCUGGCACAUGUUCUUCUUCAUGAAUCUGAUGGCAUCCUGAGCAUGUCCUGGAAUUACCCGAGCUUUUUGGUGGAAGAUAGUAGUGAGAGUGACACUGAUUCAGAUGACUACUCCCCACCUCAAGAUGGUCCAGCUGCAUAUCCAGUUCUGGUGCAGAACACCAAACCGCUGCUCACUGUCAGCUUCACAUCAGGAGACAUUAGCUUAAUGAACAACUAUGACGACUUGUCUCCUACCAUCAUCCGCUCAGGGUUGAAAGAUGUAGUGGCUCAGUGGUGCACGCAGGGAGACUUGCUGGCUGUUGCAGGCAUGGAAAAGCUAAGCCAGCUGGCUGAACUCAGCGGUGCUUCCUUUCUGAAAAGUGCACUGGUCAAGUUCUACAAUGUUCACGGAGAACAUAUCUAUACCCUGGAGACUCCUGUGCAGCGUCCCAUAAUCUCAAUCUGCUGGGGUCACAGGGACUCCCGCCUGCUCAUGGCUUCUGGUCCUGCCCUCUACGUUGUCCGAGUGGAGCACAGAGUGUCCAGCCUACAGCUUCUGUGCCAGCAAACCAUCGCUAGCUCCUUGCGGGAUGACAAAGAUAUCAGUAAAUUGACUCUGCCUCCCAGGCUCUGCUCAUACCUCACCACUGCCUUUACACCAACGAUCAAGCCUCCUAUCCCAGACCCCAACAACAUGAGAGAUUUUGUUAGCUACCCAACAUCUGGCAACGAAAGGCUUCACUGCACAAUGAAGCGGACAGAAGAUGACCCGGAGGUUGGAGGGCCUUGCUAUACACUGUAUUUGGAAUACUUAGGGGGUCUGGUGCCUAUCUUGAAAGGGCGCCGAAUUAGCAAACUGCGGCCUGAGUUUGUCAUCAUGGAUCCAAAGACUGACGGAAAAGCAGAUGAAAUCUAUGGAAACAGUUUGAUUUCCACCGUGAUUGACAGCUGCAACUGCUCUGAUUCCAGCGAUAUUGAACUGAGCGAUGACUGGGCUGCAAAAAAGUCUCCCAAAAUCACUCGAGCUAGCAAAUCACCCAAACUUCCCAGAAUUAAUAUAGAAGCUCGCAAAUCUCCAAAGUUGUCACGAGCUGCUCAGGAGAUAUCAAGAUCUCCCAGGCUACCGAUAAGGAAGCCUUCCAUAGGUUCACCAAGCCUAACUCGUAGAGAGUUUCCUUUGGAUGAUAUCACUCAGCACAACUACCUUGCUCAGGUCACGUCAAAUAUCUGGGGAACCAAAUUCAAAAUUGUGGGUUUGGCUGCUUUCCUACCAACCAAUCUUGGUGCAGUUAUCUAUAAAACCAGCUUGCUGCAUCUCCAGCCUAGGCAAAUGACGAUAUACCUUCCAGAAGUGCGGAAGAUUUCCAUGGACUAUAUAAACCUUCCUGUCUUCAACCCCAAUGUUUUUAGUGAAGAUGAAGAUGAUUUGCCAGUGACUGGAACAUCUGGAGUUCCCGAGAACAACCCACCUUGCACCGUAAACAUCCCGAUUGCUCCUAUUCACAGCUCAGCACAAGCAAUGUCACCAACACAGAGCAUAGGGCUGGUUCAGUCUUUGCUGGCCAAUCAGAAUGUGCAGCUGGACGUCCUCGCCAAUCAGACGACAGCUGUGGCAGCGGCGGACCACGUGACUGACAACGCAGUCCACUACCCAAUCCCAAGCAGGUAUUCCAACCCAGGCCAAGUGAUCUUUGGAGGAGUUGAAAUGGGGCGCAUCAUCCAGGCACCCCCUCAGCUCCCCCUGCCACCCCAGGGUGCAAUCCAGAUGGCAAUUGUGGACCACAGAGAUGGGGACAGAGACCACGAACACCUCCAGAAGGCCAAGACGUUGCGUCCAGUGCCACAGGCAGCUGAAGGAGAAGCAUCCGUCUUCACCACUGCCCAGGAAAUUCAGAUGAACAAAAUGAAUCCUCCCCCUCCGUACCCUGGAACCAUACCAGCAGCUCCCACCACAGCUCCUCCUCCUCCUCCUCCGGUACCUCCCCAACCUCCCAUAGAUCUCUGCUUGAAAAAGGGAGAUUUCCCCCUUUAUUCCACAGGGCAUUAUCAAACCCCUCUCGGCUAUGAAAGAAUCACUACCUUCGACAGCAGCGGGAAUGUGGAGGAAGUUUGCCGGCCUCGAACGCGGAUGCUGUGCGCCCAGAACACUUACACUCUGCCAGGGCCUGGCAGCUCCGCCACUUUAAGGAUCACUUCCUCAGAGAAGAAGAUUCAGCAGCCCUGUACCAGCGCCACCCUAAACAGGCUCACGGUGCCGCGUUACUCCAUUCCAACCGGGGAUCCGCCACCUUACCCAGAGAUCGCAGCCCAGCUGUCUCAAAGUCGCGGCAUGGCCCAGAGAUUGGACAACAGCAUAAUUCACGCCACUCUGCGGCGGAACAGCAGAGAGGCAGCACUGAAAAUGGCCCAGCUGGUCGACAGCCAGAGAGCCACUCUGCAGCUGCCCCCGAAACUGAAGAGCAACAUUGUGGCAGCCCAGUACCAGCAGAGGGUGCCAACGGCACUCUACACCUGCAGCCAAUGCAGCAGCGGCAGUGGCAACAACGGUGGUGGCGGCGGUGGCAGCGGCAACUCUAAUAGCGGAAGUGGGAAUAUGAGUGGCAUCAGUGGUAACAGCAGCACGUCCGGCAUGAACAGCAUGAGACCGGACAUGACGACCGGGAGCAGCUCUCAGCACAGCUCGGUCAUCGCACACUCCGUCAGUACUUCGCCCCUGGCCUCCCAGUCCUCUUACAAUUUGCUUAGCCCACUGGACAGCUCUCGUGAACGGACAGAUUAUGUGAACUCUGCCUUCAUGGAGGAUGAAGCUCUUUCUCAGCACUGCCCCGUGGAGAAACCGGUGCGCCACAUGCCUGUGGCCAUGGCCGAGCCAGGCAUUGGUGUCAAAAGACCACCCCCCUAUCAGUGGGAACCAAUGGUGGGUGAGGAGAUAUGGGUCCCUCAAGAAAGGACAGCUCCGAGUACUUUGCCUCACCCUGCCAAACCUGCCCCCCUAGUCAUUGGCCAAACUCAGCACCUGGAUAUAUCCCGAGCACCGUUUGUUUCCCCCAAAUCUCCAACCAGUCCCACUGCCACUUUCCAGAUGAGCUACGGGGUUGGAGCCCCAUACUUGGGGAACUACGGUGUUCCUCCCCCUCCUCCCCCUCCUCUUCUUCAGGGAAUGCAGGUCCCCUGUUCUCCCAAAGAAGCUUUGGCCCCACCCCAGAUUGCACAACAGGAGCCAACGGUUGUGCUUCAGCCAGGUUACCCCUCCAACCUUGCAUACUGCCCUUUGCCCCCCCUGUACCCUGGAAAUAGCACUUGCUCGAGUUUACAGCUGCCACCAAUGGCCUUGCACCCGUGGAAUUCCUACAGCACAUGCCCACCUGCUGCGCAGAGCACCCAAGGCACUCUGCCCCCCAAGGCGCUGCUGGUGGUGGAGAAGCCUGUCAUGUCUCCUCCACCACCACCACCACCACCAGUGGAGCCUCAAGGCCACGCGGGCACGGAUGCAAUGGCAGAGACAGCAGACAACUUCCAAGAAGUUCUGUCCUUGACCGAGAGCCCCAUGCCUCAGCGGACAGACAAGUUUGGGAAGAAGAAUCGGAAGCGCCUGGAUAGCCGAGCGGAUGAAGGGAAUAUGCAGGCUAUUACGGAGGGAAAGGUCAAGAAGGAGGCAAGGACGACUCUGACCGACUUCAACUCGCUGAUAUCCAGCCCUAGGCUGGGCAGGGAGAAGAAGAAGGUCAAAAGUCAAAAGGACCAGUUGAAGUCCAAAAAACUGAACAAGAUGAACGAAUUUCAGGACAGCUCAGAAAGUGAGCCUGAACUGUUUAUUAGCGGGGAUGAGCUAAUGAACCAGAGCCAGGGCAGUAAAAAGGGAUGGAAAACAAAAAGGAACUUGAGAACAGCCAGUGAACUGGAUGAGUUUAAGUGCCGGAAAGCCAACGAAAAGGAGGAUGGGCGACUAGGAAGCCAGGGCUUUGUGUACGUGAUGGCUAACAAGCAGCCCUUGUGGAAUGAGGCAACACAAGUCUAUCAGCUGGACUUUGGAGGGAGAGUGACCCAAGAAUCUGCAAAAAACUUCCAGAUUGAGCUGGAAGGGAGACAGGUCAUGCAGUUUGGGAGGAUCGAUGGCAAUGCUUACAUUUUGGACUUUCAAUAUCCAUUUUCAGCGGUGCAGGCCUUUGCAGUGGCUCUGGCUAAUGUGACUCAGCGCCUCAAAUGAAAAAGAGAAAAAGACCAGAGAGGGGGAGGUAGAGAAACCCUGAUAAAUCUUUCUCAUAAGGGCCAACCCACGAAGGCCUGGCAGAGACGUGCAAAGGAUUCUGCAAGUAAAGAAGAAAGUACAACUGGAAGAAAAGAGCGAGUGCCCAAAGGAGGGCAUCAACUUUAAACAUUAUCGGGGAUGGGGUGGGGACUCUGUGGUUUGGGAUUUAUUUUAUUUGAAUCAACAUAUGUGCUGGUUUCUUCAGGGCAAGCCAAGGAGGAGAGCUAUUCAGUGUUAUGUUGGGAAAUGUGGCUUUUGGCUUGUUGUGGCGGUUCUUCUGUGUUUGCUGCAAAAAAAAAAUAGCUGAUGUAAGCUGAUAGAAGGAUUUUAAAAGACUGCCCUUCGUUUUCUUUCAUUCUUUUAUAGACUGCCUUAUACCAUGCUGUUCUUUUUAAUGCAGGGAAUGCAACUUUCUUUCCCCCUGGACCACUUUGUACUAUUUUCAUCAAUAGUUACAGCAAAAAAGAAAAAAAAGAACAAAAAUGCUACAAUAUACUUGAAGACACAUGUUUCUUCUCUGAUAACUGAGCACUGUAGGCACCAUGGAGGUUUUUCAGAAACCUUACCUAGUUUCCAAAAUGUUAUUCAAAAGAAAAACAGAGCUGUUACCUGUUGGAUUGCUUGCAAAAGAUGGCCUGAUCAGCACAUAAUGCUAAGACAGAUGAUGACAUAGCUUGGAUGAGCAAGUGUGCAGCUACAGAGAGCAAAAGUUGUGGCCACUUCACUCCUCCCCUGCUCCUGCUGCUCCUGUGAUACCCAGAGCAAAGCCAUGGUUUGGCUUAAUAUUGCAUGUGAACCUGGGCUUGUGGUUUGUCCUAACUCCAAACAAGCCAUGAGCUGUAAGCAAGGUUUUUUUCUUGGUAAAUCAUUAGUUUGGAUUGAUACCAAUGCUAUCACUCAGCAAGGCCUAAAGUGGGAAACAUUAUGACAAAUCCCCUGGGUUCACACAGAACGAAAGAAAGAGGAAGGAAGGAAGGAAGAUGAAAAAGUGACAAACCCAAAUACGGUCCCAGAAUAUAUGAGGAAUCUUUAAUAAAAGUGUCAGUUGCCUGAUGCAUUUCAGUAGAAACGUUCCUUGGGGUCACGAGAAUAUUAUUUUGUUGGAAUAACCUAGCAGGAAGACGUGUUUCCCUGCUGGAGAAUUUUAACAAAAUAAAAUUCUGUGUCAGGGACUCUGCGUCCCAGAGGUAGCUUUCUGCAUAAAUGCAUUGGGCAAGUGACAUGUUUAUGUCAGUUCCCUCAUCUAUCUUGGCACCUUUAAUCUUUUUUUGCUGCACUUCUUGACCAUGACACCUUCCCCAUGGAAACUAGCAGCCUAAGUCAUUCAGCGUUGGAAUUUUUGAUUGCAGCCUUAGAAAAAUAUCCACCCUUCCUUUGCUCACAGGCUUAUUUGACUUUAAUUCUCCCCACCCAUGAUACAGAGCAUGGUUUCUCAAAGGUGGCCACCAAGAUAUUUUGUGUGCAUUUGCUCGAUUGAUUCCAUUGAUUCUUCUGUAUGAAACAGGCUGCAAUCAAGAAAAAACUGAGAGGAAAAUGUGCAUACACACACAAUCGGUGGAGUGCAUUCUCUCAUUUCACUUGCACGGGAUAACAAGAGGUAAUAAAACACUUGGAUGGAAUCGGCAACCCCUUCUGGCACAGAGCCUAUAGACAAAUGAAUGGCCAUGUGCCCCCUCCAUUGCUUCCUAAUCAAUAGCAUGCAGUAGGUUAACCCUUAAUGCAGUCUUCCCA